Messenger RNA from Meloidogyne enterolobii, 1515 nucleotides. The record is from the annotation of a GenBank genome assembly. Lineage: Eukaryota; Metazoa; Nematoda; Chromadorea; Rhabditida; Meloidogynidae.
UCACUUAUUUUUAGCCCACAAACUCCUUUUCUCAGUUCUCCGCUAUUUUUUCCAUGUCGUCAGUGUCGCCUUUUUUACUUCGCCUUUUGCUAUUAUUUUUUCUACCCUUUACUCUUACCCUUUCGUUGCGACCCAAAUCCAUCUGCCCAAGUCGCUAAUGUUGCUCCUCCUACAUUUACUCUCCCCUCUUAAUAGUCCUCUUCGUAUAAAAUACCAAAACACCCGCCCAUCACUCCUCGGAAGAAGGCUUCGUUUUUUUUACAUAGUCUUCUUAUUUUACAUCCAAAUAUUAACUUUUUUAUAAAAUAACAUUUGAAUAUUUUAUUUUUUUAGAUCCGACAUUCGUAUUUUUUUCUAAUUACUUCUUAUUAGACGAAAAAAUUGAAAUGGAUGAGCGUAUAAAAAAAGAACUUAACGGCAAAAAGCCAUCUGAGGUCCAGGAUCUCCUUCUUGACAAUUGCAAAGCAACUAGCAUUAGCGGUUUGACCGAUGAGUUUACACAAUUGACAACACUUUCUUUGAUUAAUGUUGGACUGAACUCGCUUGAUGGUUUGCCUAAGCUUCCAGCUCUACGUACAAUCGAUCUCAGUGACAAUAAAUUGACUGGCGGGUUGGAAAAACUUGCGCAGAACUGUCCGCGUCUUUAUCAUCUAAAUUUGUGUGCUAACAAAAUUGAAGCAAUCAAAACACUUGAGCCACUUAAGGAACUUACAGAAUUGACAGCGUUAGAUUUAUUUGAUUGUAGUGUAACGGAGCUUCCACAGUACCGAAAGGAUGUGUUCACUCUGUUGCCACAAAUUAGAUAUUUGGACGGUUUUGAUGUAAAUGAUGAAGAAGCAGAUCUUUCAGAUGACUUUGGAGGAGCUGAGGAUGCUGGGAUUGGUGUUGAGGAGGGGUCUGAUGAGGAUGAAUUUGACAGUCACGAUGAAGAGGAGCUUGCUUAUUUAAAUUCUUCGAAGGCUGUUCAGGAUGAGGACGAAUCAGAGGAUUAUGUUGAUAAGGCAAAAAUGGCUACGGCUAAUGGAGAGAAGAAAAAUGGCGCUGGUAAUAUUCCAAAGGAAGCAGUUGCCGCUGAAAACAAUAAUAAUGCUAGAAAGCGUAAGCUCGAAGAGGCUUCUGGAGAAAAUGCUGAUGGUGAGCCUAAAACUAAAGUUUGAAGAUUUGAGAAUAAGAAGACUAACGAGGCGGACAAUAAAACACUAAAAACACUCAUUACUACACUCUUUUAAAAGUUUAAUUAAUUCGGAAAAAACUUUUUUGGAUUUCUUUAAAGAACAAUUUAAAAUUAUUUUUUUUAUUACAAAAAUAUUUUUAUAAAAAUAUUUUUGUAAUAAAUGAGUGUUUAUUUGGGGGUAUGUUUUUUUUUUAUUUUUAGAUAUUUUGCACAUUUCCGAUAUUUUUAAAAUUUAAUUCUCAUUUUUUAAUAUAUUUUUCUGUUUUUACAUUGUUAUUUUCUAAAUUGAAGUUACCACUACAUAAACAGACUUAUGCACAAUUUUUUUUAAUUUUUUGUGC